AUGUUACCUGAAGGCUUCAAGGUGAUCAAUCUCGACAACCAUGAUAAUUCCGAAAUACAACGAUCUGUCCUAGAUCGUACUGAAAGAGAAUAUGAUCGAGUCCUUAGCUAUUUUGAUAUGUUUGUCACAAACCACCCAGGUGCUGUCUCACCGCCAGAUAUCCGAACUUACAAAGGGUUUAUGGAAUUCUUGGCGAUGAACCUGAAAGGCCGUCUUAGUGAAGACAAAACGCCAGUUCUGAGUACUCUUGAAGGCAAGAGAAGAGAUUUAGACGCCGGCCUUGCUCGGCGGCGGAAUUACAAUGUUCCAGAGCAUGUCAGUACGACAAUCAGGGAGUGGCUUAAGAAGGACCUGAACCGGUUGAUACACAUCCCUGAUAUUCAAAUGUCCAGAGACGGGUUCUCUCGAAACGAUCUUAGAAUCGUCAAGAAGCACCUUUGGUGCCAGGACGCCUAUGAAUAUCGUGGAAAAUAUCCGGAAAGGACUAGAGUGGAACUCAGUGCGUCAAUGCUCUUAUACUGCUUUACGUCAGCUAGAACAGGUGAGGUGCACGAGUCUACAGCUCGUCGGAGUCUGGCCCGCGAACGUGGGGAUCAAGACGCUGAGAAGAACCUACGCGCGGCUGUGAUGGCAGCGUGCUACAAACAUUUUCGACUCUGUAUUGAGUGGGUUGAGGGCGAAGUCAUGCUUGUCCUGAACUACAGCCGAGACUACCUCAAGGGGUACUGGAGGAAGCAAGAAUCGGACCUCCCAAUACACGGCUUCUAUGAGAAAUAUACAGAGGAAAUGCCAAUUUUCCUUAACCUUCUGACAUUUUUCCUACCUUUAGCAUUUGCUGAUCGAGCCUUCCGUGACUAUGAAUCCGUAGACGACAUCCUGGACGAAGUGGAGUUGCUUAGCGGUACUCUUCAAGAGGGGGAGGAUAAAGUUAUCGACACAAUUCAUUUUAAAUCUGAUAUACUGGAGACGCCGGUAUUUCGCCCUCGAGAUGAGCAAGCUAUCAAAGCUUCUACCGGGAGGGCUAGAGGAGCAGACGCGUUUGGUAAAUUGUUUGCUGCACUUGGACACCGGGCCGGCUAUCCUGACAAUGUUACUGUCCGAGCUUGUCGUCGAUCGGCACUUAUGGAGGCUGCAGACAGGAACCACUCAGAGACAGCCCGCAUGAAGUUUGCCGGACAGACAAAAAGGGAUACUUUUGGAAGAUCAUAUGCUCACCGUGUUGUUGAGAUCGAUGGAGCCGCUUCAUUCCUUGGAAUUAAAAGCCGACGUGAUCAUAUUGAUAACCACCGCAGCAUGGGCGUACGCCGUAACCCUCAGCUCUACCAAUCUCUUCCAGCUAAAGCAGAACUCGAGUUCCAGGACCGUGUCGACAUCGUUCAGCUUGAUAUCAAAAUUCAAUCUCUCAAGAAACAGUUAGCAGGGUUAGACAAAGAAGAGGCUAAGCCUAUACAGCAGCAGCGGCGCCGUCUUGAGAACCAACGGCAGCGGCUUUAUCUAGACGAAUUAGCCUGUGUGCGGCGGGAUCAAACUCGUCAGCUGGGUUUCCAGCCUGGCAGUGUGGAGAGGACACUUUUUUACUAUACGCGAAAAGUCAUGCCGGAGCGUGACAUGCUGGCUGGGAUCCUCCCUACUAUGGUCGAACUACGCAGUCCCACCGGCCGUAUGGCGCUCCGCGCAUUGGAGGCUAUCUGCUCGCAGGAGGUUUCAAUUUGCUACCUUUCUAGCCUUACACCUAUUGAUGGGAAGUGCAUCUGUGGCGAGCUAAUUGAGAAAUACUACCCCCAUCGGCGAUGGUUACAUCUGUACCGUUGCUACGCUAAACGCCUUUCCGCUAUGAGUCCUAACAAUUUCGCGGAACUUUGUGUUGAGUGUGACUUUUGGUAUAAUGAUGACGGGAAGUGGACCCAGCACUGUGAAGAUCAUCUUAGUGAGAGUCAGAAAUUACUUCGUUGUGACCCGAUUAUGUUUCGCAAUGCCCCAGUCAAAGCCGGCCUCUGUCCAUUCUGCCUGGGAGACGAGAUUUUAGGUCCUUGCAAACGGAUGACACAGUAUCUUGAUCGCAGUGAUUGGUACAAGCAUGUUCAGUCCCAUCUCAGUUACCGGGCGCUGUCAGGAAGAUUUCAUUGCCGCCACCCUGCCUGUCAGGAAGACUUUCACAACUUGGCGGACUUGGAAUGCCAUCUCCGGGAUGUGCACUUCUACAACCCUCCGCGCGGAAAAAAACGAGUUAUGCGUCCAGCAGACUGA
Aspergillus tanneri is the source of this 2247-nucleotide messenger RNA. RefSeq lists its product as uncharacterized. Bases 1 to 2247 code for a protein of 748 amino acids. The transcript is spliced from 7 exons. The record is from RefSeq and is a predicted model, not a curated record. NCBI's taxonomy places the organism in Eukaryota, Fungi, Ascomycota, Eurotiomycetes, Eurotiales, Aspergillaceae.